Messenger RNA from Cuscuta campestris, 1475 nucleotides. The record is from the annotation of a GenBank genome assembly. NCBI's taxonomy places the organism in Eukaryota, Viridiplantae, Streptophyta, Magnoliopsida, Solanales, Convolvulaceae.
GCACCACAAAUGUGGAAAUUAAUUUCUAGGCACAAACUGGAAAUCAGGUAGGGUUUAUAAUAUCAUCAUCCUCUUGCAGCUGAAAGAAGGUACUCAGAAGUCACAAGCAAGCGGCUAAUCACCAUCCCACAACCAAUGACAACUUCAAUUGCCAGAAACAGUUCUCGUCUUCGCAACCUAUGUCCCUUCAUUUCUUUUACUUCAUAUUCUUUGAACAAUUGUCGGGCAACCAGCAACCAAUCUCGUCUCUUUCACGAUGCUCCUCGCCGUGUCCAGGCACUCCUCCCACUGUCAUAUUUGGUUCUCUAUUCUAAAUCUUACCAUCAUUUUUUGUAGGUUCAAAUCUGCUCGUAAUAUUUCUCGUAUUUCAUACAAAUAUUUUAAUGAAUAUGUGUUUUUUAAUAGUUUCAGGACGGUCGUUUAGGUCAGUCAGGAGUGGGGCUUAGUCACAAUUUUUGCAGGCUUAGGAUGCUAUGCACCGCUGUUUCUUCAUCUAACCAAUCCAAUAGUGGAUCCUCCGGGGAUAGUUCUGGGAAAGGCGAAAGUUCUGAUGGUUUGCAGAAGGCUGCCGAGCACGGAAAGCCUGUUCGAGGGAGUCCAGUUUCAUGGAUGAGCUUUUUGCUGCUACUGGGAACUGGAGCAGGAUUGGUUUACUACUAUGACAGGGAAAAGAAGCGGCAUAUUGAAGGGAUUAGUAGUGCUUCAAAUGCUAUGAAACAAGGACCAUCUGUUGGAAAAGCAGCUAUUGGUGGCCCAUUUAGUCUCAUUGACCAUAAUGGGAAGCCUGUUACUGAGAAGGAUUUUUUGGGGAGAUGGAGUAUGUUAUAUUUUGGAUUCACUCACUGCCCAGAUAUAUGCCCAGAGGAACUACAAAAGCUUGCGGCUGCAAUUGAUAAAAUCAAAGAAAAGUCAGGACUUAAAGUGGUCCCUGUUUUUAUCUCAGUUGAUCCUGAGAGGGAUACAGUUGAGCAAGUUUGCGAAUAUGUCAAAGAGUUCCAUCCCACCUUAAUAGGUCUUACUGGUAAUCUGGAGGAGAUAAAAAAAGUUGCACGUGCUUAUCGAGUUUACUACAUGAAAACACAAGAGGAAGGCUCAGAUUAUCUUGUCGAUCACUCAAUAGUCAUGUAUCUUAUGGAUCCUGAGAUGGAGUUUGUAAAGUUUUUUGGGAAGAACAAUGAUGUCGACACCCUUGCUGAUGGCGUAAUCAACGAGAUAAGGAAGUACAAACAAGUAAAAGCAUGAUACAUAUAAUUACAUGUUCCUUGCAAACCUAAAGCAAGUAAAAUUAAACUCCAGCACUGAGCAUUGCUUGUCCUGUUCAGAUUUUUAGUAUAUUUUGACAGUUUUGGAUUAUUUACGUCCGAGAAAAUAAAGAUGGCAUUGAUGUCAUUGUUUUGCAACUACUAAAUUUAUGUUUGGUGUACUAUAUUUGGGGGUUGGUUUUGGUUAUCCUUUCGUGUAAUAUUUGGUAUGGG